Mustela erminea (ermine) is the source of this 739-nucleotide messenger RNA. RefSeq names its product mastin-like. Lineage: Eukaryota; Metazoa; Chordata; Mammalia; Carnivora; Mustelidae. Gene Ontology annotation, biological process: proteolysis. Bases 1 to 513 code for a protein of 170 amino acids. The record is from RefSeq and is a predicted model, not a curated record. The transcript is spliced from 4 exons. Gene Ontology annotation, molecular function: serine-type endopeptidase activity.
AUGGGGGCCCUGGAGGGAUGGCCCCGGAAGGAACCGUCACGGAGAAAGCUGGUACUGGACCUGAGCUCUCCCCCGCCGGGCGCCCUGCAGAUGCUGUGGUGGCUGUUUCUGACCAUCCCCUGGCUGGGGGGCUCUGUGCCCGGACCCCUGGUUCAACGAGAGCCUGUCUGCGUGGACAUCGCUCUGCUGGGACUGGAGGACCCCCUGGCUCUCUCUGAGGAAGUGGAGGUUCCCAUCGUGAGGAACAGGGAGUGUGAUCACCGCUCCCAGAACUCUCCGGACCCAACGAUCAGAUCAUCAAGGGUGACAUGCUGUGUGCCUGGAGCGAGGGCCGGGACUCCUGCCAGGGUGACUCCGGGGGGGCCCCUAGUCUGCAAGCUGAAGCACGGCUGGUACUUGGUGGGCGUGGUCAGCUGGGGCUACGGCUGUGGCCUGCGCAACAUCCCCGGGGUCUAUGCUCGCGUCCACACCUACCAGCCGUGGAUCACGUGGCAGAUCCAGAGCGGCCCCUGACCCGGCCUGGGGCAGCGGCUCCUGCCUCCUCCUGGCACCUGCUGCUUCAACCCUGGCCCCUGGCCCUGGCCUGGGCCCCACCUUCUCGUCUGCUCUUCUCCGUGUCCACAGCUUCCCAGACGGCCGGCGGAUGGAGCAGGGAGAUGCUGGGGAGUGGGGUGAAAGGCCACUGUGGUGAGGGCGCCUCAUCCUGCUGUCUCUGUCCGAUUAAAGAGCUUAAUGACUG